AUUGUCGUUACGUCAUGACGUUAAUUCUGCUCGACAGGGAUGUGAAGGGUGUACGUCGCGUAUUAUGGACGGGUGACGUUUUUCUUUUCGAUCCGAUACCAAAUAAUAUCAAGGACCACAGACAGAGGAGAUGAAAAGCAUUUCCUACCAGAGCAGUGUGAGCGUGAACUGAGGGCUUCUCAACAAAACCAGGGCAAGGCUGGCUACACGUAAAGCCCAAGCAGGCGCCCCCCCCCCCCCCGCAGGGCUGGGGCCAGCUGAGGCAUGGACCAGAAACCUGCAGUGCUAAGUGUGGCUGAUGUGAAGGAGGAAGCGCAGGAUGUUCUCGUAUCGGAUGUGGACGGGGCCGGGCACAGCAGCCCUGACAAGAAAGCAGAGAGUAUGGUGUGUCCUGUCUUUAAUGGGGAGGUGAAAGAAGAAACGGUGCUGCAGGACGUGACUGAGGAGAAGCCGGCUGUCCCUCUUCAGGUGGAUGAUACUGAAGGCAGACGGAGGACGAGAAGAGGGAGUCUCAGACCUCCAAACCCAGUACAAGCUCUCGUACCAGGGAGGAGCGUGAACAAGUUCCCCUGUCCUCACUGUCCCUCGUCUUACACGGCACAGACUUACCUCUACAGACACAUUAAGAAAUCCCACCCAGAGAAGUCUGGCCCUGGCGCGUUACUGAAAGUUCACUGGUGCUCCCAUUGUGGGAAGAGCUUCAGUCACUUAACAGACCUAAAGAUGCACCAGCAAAUUCACACAGGCGAAAAGCCCUACCAGUGCUCAGAGUGUGCAAAAAGUUUUAGCCAUCUAGGUGACUUGAAGACACACCAACGAACUCACACUGGGGAAAAACCUUAUCGCUGCUCAGAAUGUGGAAAGAGUUUCAGUCAGUCAGGUAACUUAAGGGCACACCAGCGAACUCACACAGGGGAGAGGCCCUACCAGUGCUCCCAGUGUGACAAAAGCUUCAGUCAUUUAGGAAACCUAAAGAAACACCAGUGGAUUCAUACAGGAGAGAGGCCCUACCAGUGCUCCCAAUGUGGGACCAGCUUCAGUCGUUUAGGAGACCUAAACAAGCACCAGGGAACUCACAAAGGUGAGGAGCCCUACCAGUGCUCCCACUGUGGGAAGAGCUUCAAUCAAGUACGAGUCCUAAAGGUGCACGAGCGAACUCACACUGGGGAGAAGCCAUACCAGUGUUCCCAGUGUGAGAAGAGCUUCAUUCAAGUAGGACUCCUAAAGAUCCACCAGCGGGUUCACACAGGGGAGAGACCCUACCAGUGCUCCCAGUGUGGGACGAGUUUCAGUCAUUUAGGAGCCCUAAAGACACACCAGCGGAUUCACACAGGGGAGAGGCCCUACCAGUGCUCCCAGUGUGGGAAGAGCUUCAGCCAAAUAGGAACCCUAAAGGCGCAUGAGCGGACUCACACUGGGGAAAAGCCAUACCAGUGCUCCCAGUGUGAAAAGAGCUUCAGUCAAGCAGGACGCCUAAAGAUCCACCAGCGGAUUCACACAGGGGAGAGGCCGUACCAGUGCUCCCAGUGUGGGAAGCGUUUCCGUCUCCUUGCUCACCUGAAGGCACACCAGUGGACUCACACAGAAGAGAAACCUUAUCACUGCUCUAAGUGUGGUAAAAGUUUUGGUCGUUUAGAAUAUUUAAAGAUUCAUCAGCAGAUCCACACAGGGGAGAAGGCCAACCGGCACUCCCAGUGUGGGAGGAGCUUAGGACAAUCAGGGGAACUUAAGAGACGCAAGCGGUCUCUCGCAGAAGGGAAGCAGUGACAGUGUAGGGGGUCGGAGGGGCAGAGACAGCGUGCAGUGCUGUUCCAGGCUGCUGGAAGCUCUUCUCUGAAUCGGAGGGUGUUUGCAGGCUGGUUGGGUUAUGCUCAGAGUCCUGCAGGGGUAUCUGAAUGAGAGUAGUCGUGUUUAUUAUUGGGAAGACUGGGGUGUGACAGUAAAGUCCUAGUUACUAAUAAUAACUAGAUCCGCAGUCAAAUGCAGCUCUGGAAAAAAUUUGAGACCAAAAUUUUCGGUUUCACUCAUUUCUCUAUGGGUUUGCGCCUGUGUAAAAUACACAUUCUUUGCAAACUCCAGCCUGGGUCUUCCCUGCUUCUCAUUGAUGAAGGGCUACUUCCUUGCUUUAUGGUUCUUUUGUCCUGCUUCUAGGAGCCUGAUAUGGACUUUUCCUAGCAGUGCACUUCACUUCAUCCUCCGAUUUAUCAGGCACUGCAGGGUAACCUGACGUUCAUCUCUGGCAUUAGAAAGUUGCUUCUACUUGGCUAGCUUUUGGUUAUUGCCAGUGUCUCCUGCUUCACCUUGUUCUUGUGUCCUGCUGUCUUAGAAACCGUGAGCCUGGAAGCAGCCUGCCUCGCAGUGUAGCCUUCUGCUAGCAGAACCAGGAUUAAACUAGGAUUUAAGAACAUGUAUUUGUUUAAAAAUAUAGAGUGGUCUCAAUUUUUUCCAGCGCUGUAUACCGGGGUCUAAGCAACCCUAUAUGGUGUGUAUUGGAUAAAUCACGAAGCAAAAAUAUCUAUCUGGACAAGGUGAAUCGUCCCUUGUAUGUCUGCAUACUAGAGAGAAGUCAGACAGCCAACUGCAGGCCUGUGUGCAUAACAAGUGGCACAUGUUAUAUGUUUGUCCUAUGAGGUCUUGUCUUUAGCUUAAGGUAAGGGUAUUCCCCAGCUUAUGAAUGAGAUUCAUUCCCUAAGUCAGUCUUUAAGUCAAAUUUAUUGGUAAAUCGGAACAAUAACAAUGCAGCACAUAAAAUAAAAAUGAUCUGCAGAAGAAGCCACAGGAGGAGGGGACACACCGGUAUUAAUUCGAGAUGGACCAGCUGAAAGUGGCCAGAGUUAAAUCUCUCACUGUGAACUAGUGUUGUUACAGUUUUUUAAAUGUAUUCAUUAUUUAGGUUUUUAUUUUGUAUUACUUUCAGGUUUCAUUUAAGACACAUUUUAGGUAUUGUCAUUUUUCAGUGUGGUUUUGUUUUUUUUAAUUAUUAGUUUGGAAGUAUCGUCGUUUCAGUUAAAACCUGAGUAAAUUUAGUUAUGAGAGCUAUUUAUGUCUGAUCUUUACAAUAUCCUGAUAACUGCAGUUUCUGUUAUGUUAUAUGCAGUCUGUUUCUUUAUAAUUUCUUUCUUUUAUGGAUGGACUACCUCAGUGUGUUUUACUUUACUUUCUUUUGUAUAUUGUUACAGCUGUAUUUUAUUCAUCUCAUUGGUUUGUAUCGGCUUUGGAAGUCCCCGGCCUAAUUCUGUUGUGUGUAUUACAAUGACAUUGAAUCCUUCGAGUUUUAAAUCUUUAAAUAUUGGAAUGUACCAUGUUGAAGCAGUAAUGCAUAAAUCAGGUAUGCUAUAGUUCAUAUUGAAACAAAGUUGUAUAUCAUUUGUUGUCAGUCAUCAGUAGUGAUCACUUAUUCUUCCCUGCCUUUAAGUAAGGACACAAAUCUGGACACAGUCUGUUUCCUUACUGACUGGUGAGUGGUUUAAGAAAAUAUAGCUUCCUCUCUCCACAGAACUGCCCAGUGCCGCUCUGGUUUACUAACUAGCUUAGAAAGAGCACAAACAGAUUGUAAUAUUUACAGUUGUGUUAUCCAUUGUUGCUACCUAUUACAGUCAUUCUUAAUUUUAUUUGUCAUUUUAUUCAAUAUUUUUUAUUCACUUUAUAAAAUACUGUCCCUGUUUGCUAAG
This is a messenger RNA of Paramormyrops kingsleyae, 3671 nucleotides long. RefSeq lists its product as uncharacterized. NCBI's taxonomy places the organism in Eukaryota, Metazoa, Chordata, Actinopteri, Osteoglossiformes, Mormyridae. Gene Ontology annotation, cellular component: chromatin; transcription regulator complex; PcG protein complex. The record is from RefSeq and is a predicted model, not a curated record. Gene Ontology annotation, biological process: regulation of transcription by RNA polymerase II. Gene Ontology annotation, molecular function: DNA-binding transcription factor activity, RNA polymerase II-specific; RNA polymerase II cis-regulatory region sequence-specific DNA binding.